ACAUACUCUACGCUACAGGUGGCCAUCGCUACCCAUUGGUGACCUCACCACUUACCUAUGUUUGUAUUUUGACUGGUAAUAGUAAUUUUCCCAGAAAUUGUAUUGUACAACGGCGAGACGAUAUUUAUGAGCCACCGCGUUUUCUCUCUCCUCCGACGGCGUUUACUAGUCUCUGUCAGUCUUACACGACUCUCUCUCCCUCUCUCCUCAACCAUUUCGUCUCCAAACUGGGUCCCCCUUCUCGUCCUCUGGAUCUAGUCAUAUUCUGUAAAUUUUCUCACAAAUUUACAGCUUUCACAGAAAAUCAUUUCGAAUCUUCUCAACUUCGCUGCUUUCUCCGAUCAAAUUGCUAGGUACGGACUUGGAUGGGUCGAGCUCUCAAUGUAUCGCAUACCUCGAUUCUUCACUCAUAGCGAGAAGCAAAAGAGCAUGGACUGGAAGAAGAAUAAGAAGAAGAGUCGUCCCAAGCUCGAGCGUCGAUUCGCGAACAAGAACAUAGACUACGAACCCUCGUCAUCAUCAUCGUCGUCGUUGGCGUCAUCGCCGGCGUCGGAGGAUUCGCCGGCUCACCGAACUCGAUCGCUUGAUUUGUCGCCUUUAGGGCACGUAACUAGCUUCAGAGUUCAAGGUAAUGACGGCGAAUUCGAAUUGAUUUGCAAGAGUCUAGGGCUCAGCGGGCCCGAAGAUUUCGCGAUUCCAGCGGCGGCGUGGGAGGCGAGGAAGCUCCGCUUAUCUUCAUCUGAUCUUCAUCCAAUUUCGGGAUUUCGGAAUCUGGAAAGCCCUAGGGCUGAUCCGAAAGUUGAUGAUAAUGAUAGUGGGGCUAAUGAAUUGUCUAAUGGAUUUGCAGAUAGGGUUAGGGUUAAUGAUGAAUCUGUUGAUGUUUGUGAAUUGUCUGAUAAAUUUGGAGACAGUGUUAGGGUUUGUGAAUUGUCAGAUAAAUUUGGAGACAGUGCUAGGGUUAGUGAAGUUAUGGAUAAUCCGAUUACUGCUAAGACUUCUCGGAGUUGCGGAGGUGGAAUUAAGGGUGUUCGCCCACCUGUUCUUGCUCCGCCGCCGUCAAUUUCGUUGCCACGUCUGGACAAUGUUCUUGCUCCGCCGCCGUCAAUUUCGUUGCCACGUAUGGACAAUUCGUGCUCAACUUGGGAUAUUUUGAAGUCUUUUGCUCCGGAUUUUAAUAUUGAUUUGUCUUCUGCAAGAGAGUACAGUUCUUCUGACGAUGAUGAAGAAGAGAUAGUUGAGCAAAAGAGAUUAAAUGGGGUUAUGUUGGGAGAGAGACGAGAGACUGCUGUUCAUUCUAAGUCAAGUUCGUUUACGACCACGAAUGAUGAUGAUUGUUGGAGUCUCACGACGGAGGGCAUGUCGAACAUUUCGCCAAAUGAUAGAUUGUCGAACAUUUCGCCAAAUGAUAGAUUUAGUUCCAUCGUUGGGGACUGGGUAAAGGGUCAGCUUCUGGGCCGUGGGUCGUUUGGAUCCGUGUACGAAGGCAUUGCUGAUGGAGGUGUCUUUAUUGCUGUGAAGGAAGUUUCUUUGCUUGAUCAAGGAGACCAGGGAAGGCAAAGCAUUUCCCAACUUGAACAGGAGAUUGCUCUUCUUAGUCAGUUUGAGCAUGAGAACAUAGUUCGAUAUUAUGGCACAGAUAAGGAUGAAUCAAAUCUGUAUAUCUUUCUCGAGCUGGUAACCAAAGGUUCCCUUUUAAGUCUCUAUCAGAAGUAUAAUCUUCAAGAUUCUAUAGUCUCCUCAUACACAAGGCAGAUUUUGCAUGGUCUGAAGUAUCUUCAUGAGCGAAAUGUGGUUCACAGGGAUAUAAAAUGUGCUAAUAUAUUGGUGCAUGCUAAUGGAUCUGUUAAACUCGCAGAUUUUGGAUUGGCAAAGGCGACUAAGUUAAAUGAUAUCAAAUCUUGCAAGGGGACUCCAUAUUGGAUGGCACCUGAGGUUGUUAAACGGAAUGACCAGGGGUAUGGGCUUCCAGCAGAUAUAUGGAGCCUUGGGUGCACUGUCUUAGAGAUGUUGACCCGUCAGAUUCCAUACGCUAAUUUAGAAUCUAUGCAGGCAUUGUUCCAGAUUGGAAGGGGUGUGCCACCACCUGUUCCUGAUUCUCUUUCUAGAGAUGCACGGGAUUUCAUCUUUAGAUGCCUACAAGUUAAACCAAAUGAUCGCCCCACUGCUGCUGAUCUUUUGGAUCAUCCAUAUGUUAGGAGGCCACUUCCAUCUUCCUCGGGCUCAUCAUCUCCGUACAAUUUUGGUCGACGGGUUUAAUAGCUCGCAUGAACUAUAAAGUGUUGAAGAUAAUGGAGCUCCGUCCAUCACUAUUUAUUUGCAACAGAGAAGCCUCAGGUCACAUUACUGAUCCAACGGAUUGCAGUUAUUUGAUUUUUCACACAGAUAAUAACAUGUCUGGCUUGUUGAAAGUUUGAGAGGCUUCAUGCACCAUCUGGAAUCCGCCAGUGAAUAUGAGACUCCAUGAGAACUGCUAUACCAUGAUGAGCACUGUUUGGAGUUUGUUGCACCAGACCACAAUUGCUUUAAGGUUAUCAUUGUUAUUCUUUUAUUGUUGCGCAAAAUGAAUUUCUCGCCAAUGACAGGUUUUUAGAAUAUUGUCAUCUUCGCUUUUCCUUCAAUUGUUGUGGGUUAAUUGUGGAAGUUAAAUUGUGUUUGAGCAAUUGUUGUAAAGAUCCGAAUUAGAUGUUAGUUGUAUAUAUAUUUCCAUUCGAACAACUUGACAUGCAUUAUUACAUUUUGCACCUAGCAAAAUUCUAAGGGAGUGUCUUCUGUGUUCUGUUUUCCUUUUC
Molecule: messenger RNA, 2789 nt
Organism: Camellia sinensis
Lineage: Eukaryota; Viridiplantae; Streptophyta; Magnoliopsida; Ericales; Theaceae
Product: mitogen-activated protein kinase kinase kinase 1
Biological process (GO): MAPK cascade; protein phosphorylation
Cellular component (GO): cytoplasm
Molecular function (GO): MAP kinase kinase kinase activity; ATP binding
Source: RefSeq, a predicted model, not a curated record